AUGGAAACCUCUCCCUUGACCCAACAGGCCCGACCUGAAAUAUUCCAGCCGAAAGUGGUCCAACUAUACGAAACGUUAUUCAAGGAUGACGUUGAUACCGACUUGGAAAAGCCAGAAGGCUUUUGGCGCGAAUUAUUCCUUCUAAACCCCGAUCGACCCUCUUUAAAGAGAAUCCUAGACCGACUUGGACCUGACGACCUAAUCAACCUUCAACCGCAAACCCAACAACUAUUCUUUCGAGCUGUAGAGUGCUUGAAAAAAGGUGGUGGCAUCGCUGACCUACAUGCUCUCGAGACUCUAACGACCUUCUUCUCGGCCGUCCUCCCCAAGAAAUACACGAACCCAAGUUCCGAUAUCAUAGCUGUACUGGCGGGGCUAGAUCAGGUCGAUGCCGUUUUUACCGAUUUUGUAGGGGCAUUGGACGGAAUAAUCCGCAAUGGCAAAUCGAUGGAAGUUCGGCAAAAGGCCGUCGAGGUGGUCUUAUCCAUUACCUCAGGCGCAUACCAAACGAGUAUCCUCACGUAUUUUAUACAACGGGAUCUUUUCCCAGCAAUUAUGAAGUUAAUUCAGGAAUCGGAUUCGGCCGAGAAAGUCCUGGAACCGUUCACCCUGUUGGGUUUGCUGGCAAACUACAACAAAUUCGAGUUCCAAAACCCCUAUCAGCUGCGACUUAACGACUUUGUCAAUGAAGCGGCUAUACAAACCAUUGUCCGAUGUGUUGGACACACCUGCAAAAAUCUAAGGGGCCAGUAUAUCGAUAUUUUACAGGAUUUACCCGAGGGAUGGACAUUCAGUAACACCCUAAGCAUGAUUGGACUUGGUGCCAUUGCCCCUGGUGCUAAGACAAAUCAAAAACCAACUUAUGACCCAGAAGUGGCUAAGCAGAUGUUUGCGAAGUUACCGGGUGAGGAUGCUGCUGUGCUAUUAGGAACGUAUGACUUCAGUCAUGCCAACAAGCUCUUUUGCUUCAAUCUUGUCACUUUGCCUGCCGAGAAAGGCGAAGAACAACCCAUUUCUAGUUUCUUAUCCCUAACUUCUUACUUGCUUCAGCACGCUUUCCUCUCCACCCGAGCUACCAACUAUGCGCAUCUCAGUUUGAUGGUUAUACGACUACUUAUCGAAGACCAACUUCUUUGUAAACGCGCGUGUAGCGAUGAGAGCAAGGUCGCCGUCAGACUCUGUCGUCAACGUCAGCCUUUCUUACCCGCCGUCCGAGGUGACCGAAUCUUAGCGACGAGCGUUCUCGAUACGAUGGUUGACGGUAUCAAUCACAAUCUCCGCCGCAGAUUAGAUGUCAGCCUUUACACUUUAUGUGUUGGUAUUAUGCUACGUAUUAUUUCCUACCUCUCGCGAUCGCGGACACGACUACAGUACCAUUGGUCCGAGCUAUUUCGAUCACUUUUAUCCCUCAUCCGGUUCCUCACGACGUAUGCUUCCGACCUUAAAGGCCUGUCGCAUUUCGAUUCCCUCCUAGAUCUUGUGGUAAAUCUUCUAGCUCUCUCCCUCUCUGCGGGCGAGGCAUUCCUUCCUACCCCGGCUGCUUAUGAUGAUCUUUUCUAUAAAGUCGUAGAAAGCGGCGAGGUUCUGGUAAAAUUCCGAGAUACUUACAACCUAGCGACUCGACCGUCGAAUUCAAUAGGUACUCUCAUAAGUGUGAGCACCCACUAUAAGACAAUGCUCGACUCUGGCGGCUCUAAGAGGAACCUCACUAGUACUGAGGUGGCGGAGGUGAUCAAGCAAGGCUAUGAGACGUUAAGUAUUCAAGCAAAGGAGGGGCUUGACGGUUGGGAAAGGUAUCGCGAGGCAGACGAAAGGACACUUCUCAAGAAGAUGGCACGGGCUACGGUGACAGAUGUUCAAGUCAUCGUCCAGGCUUAA
Hypoxylon trugodes is the source of this 1878-nucleotide messenger RNA. Its product is annotated as DUF1741-domain-containing protein. Gene Ontology annotation, biological process: regulation of Golgi organization. Bases 1 to 1878 code for a protein of 625 amino acids. Gene Ontology annotation, cellular component: cytosol. The transcript is spliced from 6 exons. The record is from RefSeq and is a predicted model, not a curated record. Lineage: Eukaryota; Fungi; Ascomycota; Sordariomycetes; Xylariales; Hypoxylaceae.